ACUGAGGACUCGACAAUGGAGGCUACUUCAGUGGACACAACAGUGGUAACCAUCAGCUCAAAACCUACCCUGACAUCCACUGAUGUUUCAACAUCAGGAGAAACAAAGACAACUGAGACAAUGGAGUCUACAUCAGUGGACACAACAGUGACAACCAUCGGCUCAAAUCCUACCCUGACACCCACUGAUCCGUCAACAUCAGGAGAAACUAAGACAACUGAGACAAUGGAGUCUACAUCAGUGGACACAACAGUGACAACCAUCGGCUCAAAUCCUACCCUGACACCCACUGAUCCGUCAACAUCAGGAGAAACAAAGACAACUGAGACAAUGGAGUCUACAUCAGUGGACACAACAGUGACAACCAUCAGCUCAAAUCCUACUCUGACACCCACUGAUCCGUCAACAUCAGGAGAAACAAAGACAACAACUGAGGACUCAACAAUGGAGUCUACUUCAGUGGACACAACAGUGGGAACCAUCAGCUCAAAACCUACCCUGACAUCCACUGAUCAAUCAACAUCAGGAG
This is a messenger RNA of Chiloscyllium plagiosum (whitespotted bambooshark), 529 nucleotides long. NCBI's taxonomy places the organism in Eukaryota, Metazoa, Chordata, Chondrichthyes, Orectolobiformes, Hemiscylliidae. The record is from RefSeq and is a predicted model, not a curated record.